AUGUUCAGGGGCGCUUGGAUGUGGCCCGGGAAAGACGCCGCCGCGCUGACUAUCUGCUGCUGCUGCUGCUGCUGGGCUCCCAGGCCAAGCGACAAACCUUGCGCCGACUCCGAGCGGGCGCAGCGAUGGCGACUGUCCCUGGCGUCCCUGCUCUUCUUCACCGUGCUGCUCGCUGACCAUCUGUGGCUGUGCGCGGGGGCCCGGCCCCGGGCCAGGGAGCUGAGCAGCGCCAUGCGGCCGCCCUGGGGGGCCGGCCGCGAGCGGCAGUCGGUGCCUCCUCGCGCGGUGCUGCCGUUGCCGCCGCCGUCGCCCGGCGAGGCCAGCGCGUCCCCGGGCACCUGCGGCCCCCGAUACAGCAACCUGACCAAAGCCGCCCCCGCCGCCGGCCCCGGGCCGGUCUGCGGCGGCGUCCCAGAGCCCACGGGACUGGACGCAGCUUGCACCAAAUUGGAAUCUUUGCAGAGACUUUUCGAACCGACGACCCCGGCCCCCCCUCUGCGGCCCCCUGACGCCCCUUCCCGUACCCAGGCCGAGUUCCCCUCCGCCAAAAAAAACUUGCUCAAAGGCCACUUUCGGAACUUCACUCUCUCCUUUUGCGACACCUACACGGUUUGGGACUUGCUGCUGGGCAUGGACCGUCCCGACAGCCUGGACUGCAGUCUGGACACCCUGCUGGGGGACCUGCUGGCCGUGGUGGCCAGCCCUGGCUCUGGGGCCUGGGAGGCAUGUCGCAACUGUAUCGAGGCGUACCAGCGGCUGGACCGACAUGCUCAGGAAAAAUAUGACGAGUUCGACCUCGUGCUGCAUAAAUACUUACAGGCGGAAGAGUACUCAAUCCGGUCGUGCACGAAAGGCUGUAAGGCUGUGUACAAGGCCUGGCUGUGCUCAGAAUACUUCAGCGUGACCCAGCAGGAAUGCCAGCGCUGGGUGCCCUGCAAGCAAUACUGCCUGGAGGUGCAGACCCGGUGCCCUUUUAUCCUCCCCGACAAUGAAGAAAUGGUGUACGGAGGGCUCCCUGGAUUUAUCUGUACAGGGUUGCUGGAUACUUCACCAAAGCGGCCGGAAACCAAGUGCUGUGACGUGCAGUGGGUCUCCUGUGAGUCGGAAAAGAAGAAGUUCAAGGAGACUGAGGCCCCCAACACCCACCACCAGCAAUUCCAUCACUCCUAUUUCCACCACUACCACCCACAGUACCACCACUACCACCCCCGCCAUGACCCCCCAGGCCGCGUCAGCCACAAGCCCUCCCUGCUGACGGUCUCUGGGGGCUCGCGCCUCAGCCCCAGUAGGAUCCGGCUCUGUGUCCUCGUGCUCAUGCUCCUCCAUACCGUGGUGUCCUUCUCCAGCAACCAGGGUGGUGGUGGGGGACUGGGGCUGGAGACACUGCCUGCCCUGGAGGAGGGCCUCCCACGGGAAGAGUGACAGCAUGGAGGGAGGACAGAUCUCCACCACCCACUGGCAUCAGCUGCAGCCCCCCCCAGGAGGGGGGGAGAGGGGGCUCCUCCC
This is a messenger RNA of Lepus europaeus (European hare), 1506 nucleotides long. It is a transcript of the gene NALF2, whose product is annotated as NALCN channel auxiliary factor 2. Bases 1 to 1422 code for a protein of 473 amino acids. Gene Ontology annotation, biological process: calcium ion import across plasma membrane. Gene Ontology annotation, molecular function: stretch-activated, monoatomic cation-selective, calcium channel activity. The record is from RefSeq and is a predicted model, not a curated record. Gene Ontology annotation, cellular component: plasma membrane. The transcript is spliced from 3 exons. Lineage: Eukaryota; Metazoa; Chordata; Mammalia; Lagomorpha; Leporidae.